Molecule: messenger RNA, 2630 nt
Organism: Verruconis gallopava
Lineage: Eukaryota; Fungi; Ascomycota; Dothideomycetes; Venturiales; Sympoventuriaceae
Product: glucose-6-phosphate isomerase
Exons: 5
Coding region: 568-2220 (550 amino acids)
Biological process (GO): glucose 6-phosphate metabolic process; gluconeogenesis; glycolytic process
Cellular component (GO): cytosol
Molecular function (GO): carbohydrate derivative binding; monosaccharide binding; glucose-6-phosphate isomerase activity
Source: RefSeq, a predicted model, not a curated record
CCGAAGGAUAAUCAUAGGCUCCGGCUGACGACGUUGAAUCUCCGCGCACAAAGCAACUUUUCACCGCGAAAGAACGGACAUAGAAGGCAGCAUCUCCGGGGAAAGCCCUUUAGCUUUUCAAUGUCUGCUCGUCUGCGUGACCAGCCUCGCGCGAUUAGCCGUUAGUUCGACGACACCGCCUGCCGAAGCCGCAGAUGAAGACUCAAGCGCAGUCGGAACGUGGAUGGUGGCAGCCGAUGGCGGGAGGAGCCAAUGGGACGAUGGCUGGGAGGAAGCAUGCUGAUGAGAUACGCUUACAGAACGAUGACGGACAGGUGGUGGUCGCUGGCGGUUCUGGAAUGGUUUCUUACGAGUGGCAGAGCCCCACCAUUGAAUGCGCAAAGCAGAAACACACCCCGCCACGAGCCGUCACGUCACAGCACAGCACAGGUCCAGUCCGAAGCCCAUUUUCACAACAGCUCAACAUUUUUUCACUCCCCCCUGUGAAACACUGCAAUUGACUCUGACGAGGAAAACAACCCAGUUUCAGCUCUACGCCCGCCGAAAUACAGUACACGCACAGUCACCAUGCCCGGAUUCUCGCAGGCUAAUGAGCUCGGGGCCUGGACGGAGCUCGCCAAGCACCACAAGGAGCUCUCCAAAGACAUCAUCCUCCGUGAAUACUUCAAGAAUGACCCAAACCGCUUCAAGAAGUUCUCUUACACGUUCAAGAACGAUGCCGAUGGCACCGAGAUCGUCUGGGAUUUUAGCAAGAACUUCUUGACCGAUGAGACCCUGGCCCUGCUUGUCAAGCUCGCGAAGCAGGCCAAUCUCGAGCAGCUGCGCGAUGACAUGUUCGCUGGCAAGAAGAUCAAUUUCACCGAGAACAGAGCCGUGCUCCAUGUUGCGCUGAGAAACGUGUCGAAUUGGCCCAUCGAGGUGGACGGCAAGAGCGUCGUCGAGGGCGUCAACGAGGUGCUCGAACACAUGAAAGAGUUUACCGAGCAGGUCCGAAGCGGCGAGUGGAAGGGCUACACCGGCAAGCCGAUCAAGACCAUCAUCAACAUCGGCAUCGGUGGAUCGGAUUUGGGCCCAGUCAUGGUCACCGAAGCUCUCAAGCCUUACGGCAAACGCGACUUCGAUCUCCACUUCGUCUCCAACAUUGACGGCACCCACAUUGCUGAGGCCCUCAAGGUCUCCGACCCAGAAACAACCCUUUUCUUGAUCGCCUCAAAGACCUUCACCACCGCCGAGACAUGCACAAAUGCGGCCACCGCCAAGAACUGGUUCCUGAAGUCUGCCACCGAGAAAGACGUCGCGAAGCACUUCGUUGCGCUGUCUACAAACAAGGCCGAGGUCGAAAAAUUCGGCAUCGACUCGAAGAACAUGUUCCCCUUCUCCGACUGGGUCGGCGGUCGUUAUAGCGUCUGGUCUGCCAUCGGUUUGAGCGUGGCGCUAUACAUUGGCUACGACAACUUCCACCAAUUCUUGGCUGGCGCUCACGCGAUGGACAAGCACUUCAAGGAAACGCCGCUCGAGAAGAACAUUCCAGUCAUUGGUGGUCUCCUGAGCGUCUGGUACUCCGACUUCUUCGGUGCUCAGACCCACCUUGUCGCGCCCUACGACCAGUACAUGCAUCGAUUCCCCGCCUACCUACAACAGCUUUCCAUGGAGUCGAACGGCAAGGCCAUCUCCCGCGACGGCAAAUACGUGCAGUACACCACCGGUCCUAUUCUCUUCGGCGAGCCGGGCACCAACUCGCAGCAUUCGUUCUUCCAGCUGGUCCACCAGGGCACCAAGCUCAUUCCGACGGACUUCAUUCUAGCAGCCAACAGCCACAACCCGGUGGAGAACAACCUGCACCAGCGAAUGCUCGCCUCCAACUUUUUCGCCCAGUCCGAGGCGCUCAUGUUGGGCAAGACCAGCGACGAGGUCAAGGCCGAGGGGACCCCAGAUGAGCUGGUCCCACACAAGACCUUCCUUGGCAACCGCCCCACCACGUCCAUUCUUGCGGACAAGAUCACACCCGCCACGCUGGGAGCGUUGAUCGUGUACUACGAACACCUGACCUUCACCGAGGGUGCCAUUUGGAACAUCAACUCGUUUGAUCAGUGGGGCGUCGAGCUUGGAAAGGUGCUUGCCAAGAAGAUUCUCGGCGAGCUUGACCCCAGCGCGCCGGUCGGAGAUCACGAUUCGAGUACCAAGGGGCUCAUCGAGCUCUUCAAGAGCAAGCUGGCAUGAAUCUCAAGGGCUCCUGGAGGUCCGAGGUUGUGAAGGACACAAAUUGUAGUUCGUCAUACGGUGGACAUGGACGUGAACGGACGGAGAGCGAGGAGAAGCUGUCACGAAGCAGAAAAGUAGGAUGCGACCCAGCGGCAAAAAGAAGCUCCCCACCCCUAUGUACAUUGUUCUGACAGAGUGAAAACGUCCCCAAAAAAUAAAAGCGCGAUGAAACCGAGCCCGAAACUGUGUGAUGGUUUGUUGUUCCGAUCCUAGACCCUCGUUUGUUCUGCUUACGCUGUAUUACCUUCCUGCGCUGCCCGAUGACCUUGUCAGUCGCACAUGUCGUAGCGACAGUCGCGAGCGGCAGAGGAAGACAGUGCUCAGGCCCAGCGGGACGAACGUUGGAACACUGAUGCGGAGAAUCUAGC